Molecule: messenger RNA, 332 nt
Organism: Ochotona princeps (American pika)
Lineage: Eukaryota; Metazoa; Chordata; Mammalia; Lagomorpha; Ochotonidae
Gene: PIGBOS1
Product: PIGB opposite strand 1
Exons: 1
Coding region: 54-218 (54 amino acids)
Source: RefSeq, a predicted model, not a curated record
CACGUGGAGUGUGAACGCUUCCAAGCACCUCAGUGCCAGGCUGUGUUGGAACCAUGUUUGGGAGGUUGACUGUUCCACAGAUGCUUUUUGCGACCGUCCUUGGAAUCGCUGGAGGAAUAUAUAUUUACCAACCAAUAUUUGAACAGUAUUCCAGAGAUCAGAAGGAAUUAAAAGAAAAGAUGAAAUGGGCCCGAGAAUCCCAAGAGAAGAAAAGUUAAUGCUACAUGAAGUGGAAUUGGAACAGCUGGUCAAACGUCCACUGAAAACAUACAUUGAUUAUAUACAAAUAAAAGAGAUUUUAACCAUAAAUAAACUAUAAUAAUUUAAAAUGA